Molecule: messenger RNA, 4206 nt
Organism: Anopheles gambiae (African malaria mosquito)
Lineage: Eukaryota; Metazoa; Arthropoda; Insecta; Diptera; Culicidae
Product: zinc finger-containing ubiquitin peptidase 1
Exons: 7
Coding region: 951-3590 (879 amino acids)
Biological process (GO): regulation of gene expression
Cellular component (GO): nucleus
Source: RefSeq, a predicted model, not a curated record
CCAAUUUUGACAAUUGAACGUCCUGUCAGUGCUUAUGUAAUUUGUUGACAUCGCGCGCGCUCGCGCUUUUCGGCCCCCCACUUCCGAAGCAGCUGAGCAAGGAUAACGGCGAUGCACGUAAUGAGGUCGCACGGAACGCUCCAUUCAUGAUCGGAGAGAAAAGGAUUCCGCCUUCACGCAGCUCCUCCAGUCUACACGCGCCAAGAAGCUCCUCGCGCUGGACCGGCGGCUCUCCUUCCGCGCGAGAGAGAGAAAGAAAGGGAGAGUACCAAGUGUCGCGUCCGUCCGUUUUAAUGCCGAGUAGGCCUGGCGUAUAGGCGUGCUGAAGCGGGACCGUAUCCGUUCUCCCCGUGGCCCAAAGGGCCGUACGUGUAAAAGAGAAGAUCAAUCCGCACCCGCCUACCUUUCCGGCCGGGCCGACGGAGCAGAGCAAAAGGAGCGCUAUUGGCAGAGGGAUGAACACAAAAAGCGCGGAGCAGAAUUCUGCAGUAGUGCUUUUCUUCCCGUCGUUAACGGUGCACGAUCCGUCGGUGCGCGGUCCACAAUCGCGGCGACAUUUGAUACCCCCCCAUCCCCCAGGUUCGGGUCUCGGGAAUGUGGUGGAUUUGGGGAGCGCGCGCGUGUGUGUGUGCGUAGGCACAACUAACAGGGCCGUCCCGCAGAAGUAAGCCAGCAAUCCAUUAAUCUUGUUCCGGCCGUGCCCCUUCCGCGUGUUGCUUCUGGCUCCGCUCACCAUCAUCAUCAUCCGGUCAGUACGGCCAAACGAGGGUGCAGUGUGUGUGCCGUAUUGUCCCUCAAAGCAGAAAUCACCAGGAAAGGCAAAGGAUAUUGUGUUUUUGGUGUGUAAUCUUGAAUCUCCACGUUGCCCCGGACCAGCGGCACAGCAGCAAACAGGCAGCUUGAAUGCAGUCAAACUCCUACGUAAGGAAUCGCACUACCACUGAAGAACGAUGGCUUCGCAGAAUGGGCGCGAAUCCAAGGAUGGUCCGCCGACCCAGGGACCGGUCGGGCAACCGCAGCAGCAGGAGCAUUCGUGUGAAAUUUGCGGCGCCUCCGGCCUGUCGGACGAGGCGAUGCGCGACCACACGCGACAGUACCACGUGGAGGGCAGCGCGCAGUGCCCGUUUUGUGGGCUCUCCGGUGUGCCGGCGGCCGAGCUGCUGCUCCAUGUGAACCAGGCCCACCUGGACUACCUAACGCCCGAGAACGAGCUGAUGUCGUUCAUCGACGAUCAAACGCCGAGCUUUUGCAGUGUCGACGGGGAUUCGGACUCCAUCUCCGACUGUCGCGGGCUGUCGCCGUCGAUCACGUCCGAGCUGCUCACGCCGAUGUCAGCGUCCGGUGGGAUGAAGGCGGCGGGUUUCAACGGUGGUGGUGGUGGUGCUAGUAGCACCGCUGUCAACCAAACGAGCAGCAGCAUUAGUACGAGCAGCAACGGUCUGAUGAUGAUCAGCGCUAGCGAAAGUUUGACGACCGUUUCGUCCAGUACGGGAAGCCACAGCAGCAAUCAUGCUCAGGGCGCCGCUUCGCUGCAAGCGCCGGGAUCGUCACAGCUGCACCACAACGGUGCAGCAAUGGCGGGCAAGAUGAUGGGGAGUAGCACGUCGACGGCGGCCGGCAGUAGCAGCAUGAGCAGCAGUCGCUCCAGCUUGGGCAGUAGUAGCACGAAUCUGAGCAACGGUUUGCCAAACGGUGGACACUGCUCGAAUGGGAAAAGCAUCCACAGUCAGCAUGGGCACGCAACGAACGGCGGCGCAGCGGGAAGCAAUGGGAGCGGUGAGGUGCACGCGAAUGGUACCAGUACCAGCAAGGACGGCACAGUGAUGAAUGGCGGUGGAGCUGGCUGUACCACGCCGGCCGGUGCCGGAGCCGGUGGCCAAGGUUCCCCCUUGCGAUCGCAGCUAGGGCUGAAGCUAAAGUCGCACAAACCGAACGCCUUCAGCAUCGGAACGGCCGGCCCGGAAAUGGCAAACGGUGGUGCGAAUGGGGCAACCGGCUCAUCGGCCGGCCCGGCCACGAUGACGAUCACAACGAAGCAGGCGAGCCCGCUGCAGUGCUUGCUGUGCCCGUACACCUCCGACAACCCGACCGUGCUGGAGGAACACAUCAACCGGUCGCACUUUGACCCGCUCAGUCCGGGCGUGAAUGGUGCGGGCGGCGGCGGCGGUGGUGCGGGAGGAGCCGCCGGUGGCAGUGGCCAGCACGCUGAUACGCUCAGCGUGCUGCAGUGCCCGAUAUGCAAUCGCACGUUCGAGUCCGGGUCGGAUCUGGAGCUGCACGUGAACAUCGAGCAUCGGGACAUACUCAGCCCGGCGAAGGCGGACGGUGGGCGGGCAACGAACGGUACCCCGUCAGGGGCGGCGGCCGCGGCCUCUGCACACAACGGUGGCGGCUGGGGUGGCGGCACCAGCGGCAGCCUCUGUCCGGUGUGCGGCAUUUCGUUCGAUCACAUGAAAACGCAGGAGAUGGAGUAUCACAUCGAGAAGCACUUCUCGAAAAGCCCCCAAAACCCCUACCAAGGAGGUACUGCGGUUGGUGGCGGUGUUGGUGGCGGUGGUGGUGUUGGUGGUGGUGGCAAGAACCCUUCCGCCGUGGCAGUGGAUCUGGAAAAGCAGGCGCAAAAGCUGCGCGAGCAGCGCGAGUUCGAGAUGCUGCGCGCGCAGUACGGUAUGGACGAUCAGGGUAACUUCCGGGAGCAGUCGGCGGCCGCGAUGCAGCGGGCGGUGUACGCGGGCGAGAUGAGUGUGGCCGACUACUACGAGCGGCAGGUUGGGUUGCGGGCGGCCGAAUCGCACGGCGUUGACGAUGGGUCGUCCUGCACCAAGUCCGUGUCGCCGAGGGUCCUGUCGCUAUCGUCGUCCUCGCCGAACGUGAUCAAAACGUACGUUUGCUCGAGCGUAGAUCAUUACGCGUCGAGCUAUGGCGAUAAGGGAUGGGGCUGUGGGUACCGGAAUUUGCAGAUGAUGCUUUCCUCCCUACUGCAGAACACAUCGUACAACGAAGCGCUUUACUCAGCCUGGGGCUCGCAUGGACCCGCCCGGACGGCCAUGCCCAGCAUCUCCCGGCUGCAGCGCAUGGUCGAGGCGGCCUGGGCCCAGGGCUUCGACAUUCAGGGCUCGGAACAGCUCGGCUGCAAGCUGUACAACACGCGCAAGUGGAUCGGUGCGACCGAAAUCGUGACCGUCCUGUCGUGGUUGCGCAUCCGCUGCGAGCUGGUCGACUUUCACCGGCCCACCUCGGUGGACGGGCGGCACCCGGAGCUGUUCAACUGGGUGCUGCGCUACUUCGAGGAGCCGCGCAUCCACACCCCUCCACUGUACCUGCAGCAUCAAGGGCACUCGCGUACGAUCAUUGGAAUCGAGCAGCGAACGUCCGGGUUAUCCCUGCUCGUGCUCGAUCCGAGUCACGGUCCGCGGCAGGUGGCAGCGCUCGGUUCGUCGCAGGACUCGUUGCGCUUGAUACGUAAAAAUUCGGCCGCCAUGCGUGCACCGCAGUACCAGGUCGUGGCGGUGAAGGGACUGAUCGAUACCGAGGAUCAAUACCAGGCAAGCAAGGUGUUAAAAUCCUUACGCAUACCCCCUGACCGUUGACGAGCUACGCUGUGCUUCCUGGAGCCGGUUCGUCUUACAGUAGCAGCAGCAACAACAACAGCAACACAACGUUUUAACUUCAACCCAAUAGUGCUACAAUAAUACGUCUCCCUCUCUCUACCUUCAAAAGGGAAUUACGCACGCACCAGCAACAAAAAAGUGAUCUAUUAAUCGUGUUUUGUUUUAUUUUGAUCGUGCCCUAGGCUUGUUUUAUGUUUACUUUUCAAUAUACACGCAUGCGCCGCCGCUACUGUUGCCACUGGUCACCGCAAAGUGAAAUGCACAGCGCAGCGCUAAAGCAAAAUUCGUAUAUCAUACUUUGUGUGCAGGAUGGUGUACCACUAGAGCAACAUACACGUGUGCAACUGAAAAAGGAAGAAAAAAACUUUCCUCGCAUAAUAUGGUGUACAGUGAAAAAAUAGGGAAUUUCGGUUAGAAUGUUUACCCUUGCGCCCUUCUAAAAGAAAGAGUUCAAUCCUAGUUUUAUUAAUUCUGUUCUUACCUCGUUUUAUUCGUUCCCUAAAAACUGUUUUAAAACCUUCAAUUUGUUUGCCAUUUUUUGUUUCAUUAGAAUAAAGGGUUGGUGUUAGGAUAAAGCAACAACAACGAUGUCUAA